Esox lucius (northern pike) is the source of this 4387-nucleotide messenger RNA. Its product is annotated as RNA binding protein fox-1 homolog 2. The coding region runs from base 670 to 2091 and encodes 473 amino acids. The transcript has 13 exons. Gene Ontology annotation, molecular function: mRNA binding. Gene Ontology annotation, cellular component: nucleus; cytoplasm. Gene Ontology annotation, biological process: regulation of alternative mRNA splicing, via spliceosome; nervous system development. The record is from RefSeq and is a predicted model, not a curated record. Lineage: Eukaryota; Metazoa; Chordata; Actinopteri; Esociformes; Esocidae.
UUAUACCCUCUCGUAACCUUAGCACGUGUAAGAUAAGAAACGGACCUCAGAUCAGUUCACGCACUGGGGCCUCGUACCACAAACCAAAUCGGGACGAUAGAGGAAAUCGUGUUCCUCGCCACUCCGUACACACGCCAGUAGAAUUCACUGAACAUAGGCUACGGAGAGAAAGAACGGUAACAGAAAAUAGGAGCAAGAAGUAAACGAAAGGGCUUGAAUAUUUAAGGAAAUAUUUAUUGGAAUAUAUUUAACCAGUGGUUUAGAAAGAAAAAGACAUUCAAAUAAUUUCCCAACAUUUUCAAUAUUCGGCGGAGAAAGAGGUUAGCUAGCUACUGGUAGCGGAAUGUGUAGCUAGCUAAUUAUCGCUAGCAAGGAAUUGGCAUUUUUGUGUUUCGCUAGCUACUUCGUUUACGUAUUUUAUUGUGACCGUAUUUUUCUGAAGGUAGUAGCUAAUCGUGUGAAAUGUGCGCGAGCUACACAUGGCCAUGAUGUUGUGUCUUGAUUAGACAAUAACAAUCUAGCCGUGAAAUACAUUAUUUGGACGAGAAGACAACCAUUAAAGGAAUAGCAUUUCGUAUCCCAGACCAGGAGGACUCGAAGCAAAGGAAAGAAGUCGGAGGUAAAACGUAAAAUAACGCUACUUUUGAAGUGGUGACUGCCUGCCGUCCAAUGUUAAUGUCGACCGACGUCGCAUCCAUAAUGCUACCCGUUACUCGGGGAAUGAUGGACCGGGAAAGGGACAUUGAUACAGCAACCGGACCACACGCAAACACGACCGGGAGUCCAGCAGCAGUAGUGCGGGGCAUGAAACGAGGGGAUCCGGAGCCCGACGGACAAACAGCUGCAGCUUUGACCGAAUUAGCGGGAGCUGAGUGCAAACGGCCAAGGAUAGACGGGGCUGUGGGUGUUGGGGACGUUGGACAGAACAACGACCCUUUAACACCAGGUUUCCUUGGAUACCCACCUCACAACCAGGGUUCUCAGGAGUCCCCGGGCAGCCAGGAGGGGCUGGUUCCCCCACCCUUCUCAGCCUUCCCCCCUCCUCCACAGAACGGCCUGGGGACAGAGUUCAGCGGGGCGUUGUUUGGUGCAGGUGGGCAGGGCCCGACAGAGUCCGGGGCCGGGACAAAUGGCUCCCCCACGGCUCCCAGCAGCACCCCCACCACAACAGAAGGGUCCCCCGGUCAGGUGGAAGGAGUCGGGCAGUGUGGGGCUGUUGGAGUAUCCGGGACCGACGCCUCAGAAGCCAAAGGAACCCCAAAACGACUUCACGUCUCCAACAUACCCUUCCGCUUCCGAGACCCUGACCUCAGGCAGAUGUUUGGGCAAUUUGGGAAGAUUCUUGACGUUGAAAUCAUUUUCAAUGAAAGGGGCUCAAAGGGCUUUGGUUUUGUCACCUUUGAGACCAGCGCUGAUGCGGAGAAAGCCCGGGAAAGGCUUCACGGCACCUUAGUGGAAGGUCGCAAGAUCGAGGUUAACAACGCCACAGCCAGGGUGAUGACCAAUAAGAAGAUGGUCAGCCCCUACCCCAACGGAGAGGCCCUUAGCACCCUGCCAUAUGCUGGGUGGAAGUUAAGCCCAAUGGUGCAGGCCAUGUACGGACCAGAGCUCUAUGCAGUCCCAGGGUUCCCCUACCCGACUGCGGCGGCGGCGGCCUCUACGGCGGCAGCGUUCCGCGGCGCCCACCUCAGGGGGCGGGGCCGGCCCGUGUACAGCGCCGUCCGUGCGGCCGUCCCCCAGCCGGCCCUUCCUGCCUACCCCGGUGUGGUGUAUCAGGAUGGUGGGUUUUAUGGAGCUGCCGACUUAUACGGGGCCUACCCUGCCGCCGCCUACCGCUACGCUCAGCCUGCCGCCGUAACCGGAGCAACCGCUGCCGCCGCCGCUGCUGCCGCUUACAGUGACAGUUACGGACGGGUGUACACCACAGACCCCUACCAUGCUCUAGGUCCGGCAGCGGCUGCCUAUGGAGUUGGUGCCAUGGUAAGAGCAACCCAACCUCAACACUACAACAACAGGCAACUGGAAACUGAAUUGUCUUCACUUUAUGCUAGUCUAUAUCGGGCUGGGUACAGUCGGUUUGCUCCUUACUAAACGACACUCUCGGAGCGCCGCGUCUCCGAGCCCUUUUUCCAGCUCUGCAUUUGGGAAGAGCUCCCCUCCAUUUUAUGUGGGCGGCGGUUCAAACAUACCCAGGUGUUCUAGAAAAAGGUCAUCCAAUCAAGAUCAACUCAACUGUAACUCCGCCUGCUUCAGCUGUCACAUUCACAGUGACACGGUAAUGGACCAAACAAAAGGACCUGUAGCAUCAUUAAUUGAAGACAUCAGAACGGUUCCAUUUUACUGAAGAACACUAUUGGACAUGGAUGAAGAAACUGCUGCUCACCACUUACUUUUUACACUGCAGCUCGACAAACCUCUGCUCCUAAUAGUAGUGAGGUGGUAAUGCCUAUGUUAUCAAAUUAAAUAUGUACACAUACAAAACUGCACUCUAUGUACAGUGUACUCUCUAUUUCCAGUUGCUGUUGACGUGCACCGAUCGUUAGUGUGGCCUCGUCGUAGGUCAUCUCUGUACCGACAUCUUAGGUACUUCAUACUAAACACUGUUGACAACAUGCCCAGUUGAGUAAUACCAUUACAGAAACAUUUGGACACAGAAAUGAACACCACCUAGUUGUAUAAAAAACUAAAAAUGUCAUAGAGGAACACGAGGGGGAUGGAUGAACACAAGUAGCAUCACUUCGAUAAUCUGAACUGCGAGGCUGAGGGGGUGACAGUUGUCUAGGCUAGGGAACGGCGGUUGCCCUGAGAGUAAUGAGGGAGACCGUGACCAAGAUGAAAUCAGUGACAAGGAAAAAGAAGCAGAGCGACUUGUUUUGGUUCUGCAUUACCUCAGUGUUUCUUUUUUUGUCUAUGAAAAAGCAUAGCUUAUUAUUAUUAUAAUAAAUGUGGGUGAAGUGACAUCCACUAUUGUUACUAUCAUAAUUUCCCAGUUGAUUACUCUUAUUGCUGGUCUAUAAGUAUUACAGUUAUGACUUAUUACUGUUGUUUUAAAUAUAAUGAUACAAGUGUUUUGAUCUGUAUCCUGCAUCCUUACUAUAUUACUACGCUGUCCUCAUUAUUUUCUCUUCUAGAAUAUUGUACAACUCAUGCCUGCUCAGCACCACUCCCACUUCCAUUUCUCUAUACUAGACUAUUUGACAUUCCAGGUGUAGCAUCAGAACUGUGGUUGGAUGAGGUUAAAUCCUGGCAGGUGUCUGGGCGUAGCUAACGUAUUGAUGGUACUGGAGAUGCAUGCGGGACCCGGCUCUUUACGGACUGAAUAGGAAAACUUAGGGUUUCGUGGAAAGAAGUUGGCAACAAGGCACCGCAGGUUACUUUUGUUUUUUGAAAUUAUUUUUGAAAUAUUUGUCAAGUUGAUGCAAAGGUGUGAAGUGAAACAGCCUAAUGGUCACACGAGAAUGCCAUCUGCCUCCCCCUUAUGUCUUUGGGAGUGUUAUAGUCCAAUAUAUAUUGAAGUCACUGCCUUAAGCUUUUUAAGUUACAGGAAGUGACCGACAGAUGUCUAAAUCCCGUCUUUGUCUAUUAUUAUUUGUCAUAUACUUUUUUUUCCAGCUAUUGUUUGUUUUUUGUUUCCAAAGAUUCUCUGAAAGCACAUUUUUUUGGGGUCAAGUGUUUAUUGUACAUUUAUUGUACUUUUCAUGAUUGUUGUUCAUGCUGUUAUUUUAACUCUCAUUCUAUUUUAUGGUGGGUUCAGGGAGCGUCCUUUCAGUGUGCAUGGGGAUGUUUCAGGGCAUCCUGUUCUGGAAGGUGUCAUCUGAGCAGCAAAGAGAGAAGAUAAGGGGCAACGUUCAUUUAUUAGCAAAAUUUGCUAGUCACAAAUUGGUAGAAUUUAAACCAAUAUAAAGAUGGCGUCGAGCAAUGUUAGCCUUUUAAAAACAGGGACAAGACAGGUGAAUGUGUGAGGGGUUAGGGUAAUGUAGUUGAAAAGGCAAUCGAAAAAUGUUGGUGUACAGAGAACAUUUUGGAUUCCACAGAAGAUUAUUUGACAUUUUCAUAAAAAAGUCAGAUUGGUAACAGAUCAAAACUUUCUAUUUAACACAAGUUCAAAAAGCCCCGCCCUGCCCAAGCCGCCUUUAUCCGAUUGAAAGUGAUUGUGUAGUUCAGGGAUGUUGUAAGGAACCAGGUGGACGGGUGAGCCAUAAAGCAUCUGUUGACAUGACCAUGUUAUUAGCUGCUUUAUUAGGGGUCAGUUCGAAAAGGCGACCAGGCGAAGUUCAUGAUCAUAGUGGAGAGGGACAGUGCAGCUGCAGUAGUUAUUCUGUUGACUAUUUAUGACAUAAUAUCAUGAUAAGAAGAAAUUUCAAACUUUUCCAAAAAAAAAGAAAAA